Cryptomeria japonica (Japanese cedar) is the source of this 567-nucleotide messenger RNA. RefSeq lists its product as uncharacterized. The record is from RefSeq and is a predicted model, not a curated record. The coding region runs from base 1 to 567 and encodes 188 amino acids. The transcript has 2 exons. Lineage: Eukaryota; Viridiplantae; Streptophyta; Pinopsida; Cupressales; Cupressaceae.
AUGGCAUGGGGCAUUACAAUUCACAAAUCACAGGGGUUGACACUAGACUUGGCCACAGCUGACAUCGACCAAACAGAGAAACAAGGCCUAACAUUCACAACCCUUUCAAGAGUAAAAGCAAUUGAACAUCUACGUAUACAACCAGACUUUAGCUACCAAAGGUACUCCCAAUUGAAAGGUGCAACAUCAACAAUACUUCGAAAGGCAGAGGAAGCUCGGUUGCAGGAGCUUUCACACAGCACAGAACAAGCAUACCUACAGAACAAACAGAAUCAGAGAGAGGAGGAGGUGGCCGGAGGCGGAGGUGGUGGUGGCGGGCCGGGUGGAGGUGGUGAACCUGGGUGGAGCAGCGCUAGCGGCGGCGGAGAUUUCCGGCCAGGCGGAGGUUACCGGCAGCGGUGGCCGGAGUUGUCAGGUGGUGCCGGAGGGCCGGCGGGGGCCACAGACGGUAGCCAGCGGCGGAGGCUGGAGGGGCCGACGGGGGCCAUGGGGGCUGCCAGCCGGGGCCGGAGAGCUCCGGGAAGGGGCCGGCAAGGGCUGGGGUGGUCAACGGCGGGGCCAACCUGA